UGCAUCUUUCUGCAAUUAACAUUUCAUUCCCUCCUCUAAGGUGGAUCCUGUUUUAGUGAAUAACUAGUAUUUAGUUUAAGCCACGCUUGUGCUGAUGCGUCAUCGUUGGUUUCUGCCAGUUGUUUUAAUUGUUUCAUGGUUGCAGAUAUAAAGGGCAAUGAACAAAUCGAAAAAUAUUCUUGGAGAGAAGCUUGUGAUAUUGGCAGCUCAAGAAUGGACAGAAAGCAUGGAACAUACGUAUUGAACGUUGAGCACUCUAUAAACCAGCCGCCACUCACACGUCCAAAUGACCAAGAGGCUCACAGUUCCAUACGCUGGUGUCCACCUUCAAAUGACAUAACCAGUGAUGUUUCUCCCAACUUAACUGGGGUCUGUGUGAGCCCAGGAGUCCCUGCACAUUCAAGAUGUCUACAGUCAGAGUCCUGUAACACACAGGUAAAAGAACAUUGCCACAGUGACUGGUCUAUGUGGAAAGUCUUCCUGGCUUGUCUCUUAGCCUGUGUGAUAAUGACAGCAAUUGGGGUACUCAUAAUAUGCUUGGUGAAUAACAAAGGAAGUGCCAAUUCCACCAUUGUUAUCCAGAUGUCCACAAACAAUGGAGAGUGUGUGACUGUCAAACCUGGAACACCCUCUACUGCUUGUCCACCUACAGUGACCACCACUUCAACUGUACCUACAACCACUGAAACUACGUCAACAGCUACAACUGACACCACUUCCACAAGACCUACAACUACAAAUUCCGGUUAAUAUGUAAUUUAAACAGCCACAGCCAUCACUUCAACUGAAACUUCAACCUCUACCACUUCAACUCAGCUUGCAACUGUAACAGCUGCUCCUAUCACUUCAAGUGGAACCGUGGCUGCCUCACUGUAACAGGCUCUUUGUUACAAUUUCAGCAAUAUCAAGUCCUACGUCAACUUAAACUUACUUGACAAUUCAAACAAUCACCACUUCUACCAUUUCUUUGACUGAAUCAAUAAUUACAUUCUCUUCAACUGAAUCUACAACCACUAUCGCUUCCACUUAACCUGUAACUAUUGUAACUUCUACUUAGCCUGCAGUAACAAUGCUCAUCAUUCUUUUCCAACAAUGUAUAAUCUCCACCUAUUCAUUUUAGGACUAAGCUCUGAUUUUUUUUAUCUUGCCCAAAUUCCUUUCUAAUUGGUCUGGAGAAUCAUGCCCUACAAACCAUAAAUUCUCAUCAGACAGGUUUUAUUUAACCCUGUAUGUUGUGACUUACUUUUCAGCCUGACUCUAGCAUAACAAGGGAAAAAAUCAAAAUGUUUUAUCCCAAGAUAUAUUUUCUUGCCAUACUUUGAAAUUGCCCUGCAAAGUCUCUCAUGGGAAAAACUCCACAUUCUAUAGAGAAAACCCUUCCCCCUUUGUUUUCCUUCCUUUCUUUCCACAUCCAGGAGAUAAUCAGCAAAAAGUCAGGCACUCUUUUACGUCUGUUAAGAAAUAUUUUACAACCUGCUCUCUCUCUGAAGGCUGAGAUCUGAGAGAUUGCUCUGCACAAUAAAACUUGGUCCCAAUAAUCCUAUAUCUUAACCUGAACAUUCCUUUCCAUUGAUCUCAGGUCUUCAGAUAAACUCAACCAAUUGUCAGCCAGAACAUAUUUAAAUUUACCUAUAGGCUGGAAGCUCCCACUUUGAGUUGCCCCGCCUUUCUGAACCAAAUCAAUGUAUUUCUUAAAUGUAUUUGAUUGAUGUCUCAUGCCUCCCUAAAAAUAUAUAAAAUCAAGCUGUACCCCGGCCACCUUGGGCACAAGUUCUCAGAACCUCCUGAGGGCUAUGUCAUGGGCCAUGGUCACUCAUA
Molecule: messenger RNA, 1818 nt
Organism: Sapajus apella (tufted capuchin)
Lineage: Eukaryota; Metazoa; Chordata; Mammalia; Primates; Cebidae
Gene: DYNAP
Product: dynactin associated protein
Exons: 3
Coding region: 136-750 (204 amino acids)
Biological process (GO): activation of protein kinase B activity
Cellular component (GO): Golgi apparatus; plasma membrane
Source: RefSeq, a predicted model, not a curated record